Molecule: messenger RNA, 915 nt
Organism: Geodia barretti
Lineage: Eukaryota; Metazoa; Porifera; Demospongiae; Tetractinellida; Geodiidae
Source: the annotation of a GenBank genome assembly
AUGGCGCGUGAACCGCUGACGCUCAAGGCGUACGCCAAGGUGAACCUGACGCUGGAAGUCAUCGGCAAGCGCGAUGAUGGUUACCAUAACGUGGCCACGGUCAUGCAGACUGUGGACCUGGCGGAUACGCUGGUAAUCAGCCAAGCCGCGCAGCUGGAAGUAGAGUGCGACGAGCCGAGCCUGUUAGGGGAGAGCAACCUGGCGUGGAAGGCGGCGGUGGCGCUGGCCAGUCGGGUUGGCGCGGUUCCACGGGGGCGCAUACACAUCGAAAAGGGAAUUCCCGUCGCUUCGGGAUUGGGCGGCGGGUCGGCGGAUGCGGCGGCGGCGUUGUUGGGGCUGAACCGACUAUGGGGGUUGAAACUGGGGAUGGCGGAACUGGCCGAGAUUGCGGCUGGGUUGGGGUCCGACGUGCCGUUCUUGCUGAACGGGGGAACGGCGAUGGGAACCGGGCGGGGAGACGAGAUUGCGCCUUUGCCAGCGCUGCCGGCCACUGAAGUGUUGCUGGUGGUUCCGGCGGACAGCAUCGAUGUCAAGACGCCCACGAUGUACCGGGCGCUGCGACCGGGGGAUUUUUCGGACGGGAGCAGAACGCGGCGAAUAGCGAGUCGAUCCGGUGGGCAGGCGUUGACGUCCGAGGAUUGCUGCAACGCGUUCGAAAGGGCGGCGCGAGAAAUCUUUUCAGGGCUGGGAAGCGUAUGGGACUCAGUGGCGGCGGUGACGCGGUAUCCGCCGAGACUGUCCGGUGCGGGACCAACGCUAUACACCAUGCCGUCUUCGGAAACUGAGCGUAUCCGGGUGGCCGAGUCCUUGCAGGGCACCGACGCCACAGCGUACCUUGUGCGGACGAUUAGCCCCGAGGACCGCCCCAGGGCGGCAUCGAUCAACCAAGUCCAACCAACGAUCAACCAGGUCUAA